GACGGUUGACUAUCAAUCAAAUUUAAAAUUGUUUCUCUUAAACAAACUCCUUGGUGGUUUUCGAACGCAGCAUCCAUCUAUCCAAAAUUAUAUUAUAAUUCCUUAAAAUAAACAAUAUCGGCGACAUUAGCAAAAUAUCCCACAAAUCCCGUGUGAAUGAAGCCAUUGUUAAAAUAGAAAUAAAUAUAUAUUGUCUCAAAAUAAACUUAAAAAUGACUUCAGCGGACUUACAUCAGUCGUGGUAUUUCAGAAUAUGUGAGGAAUUCGAUGCUUUCUGUGAUAAAGUCGAUGAGAAAAUAAACAAAGAGCAGCAACAGUUGAAAGCUUGUAAGAAGAGAACUGAACUGGAGAACAAACUUGCCGUGGAACUUAAGUUAAAAUCAGAUCUCACUCGUCAACUGGCGGAAUUGGAGCACAGAGGUGGUGAGCUCGACCGUGUGUGUGCUGCUUUUGAAUCCCGUUUGACGAUAGCCGACAGCGAUCAGCACCGAUUGGAGAAUGCAAAGGAGACCUACCAGCUGGCUAAGGAGUUGACUGGAAUCAGAUUGGAUUUCAGCGCUCCACCAAAUGUGGCCAAAGGAUAUAUAAAGAAUGAGUCUCAUCGAGCCCUGGUCCCGUUUGAUAUGCCCUUGGAUAGUGACGCUUUGUGGCGACUGGCCGCCAACACGCAUACACCCAACAACCAGAACAUACCUCCCAAUUGAUAUAUAUAUGAAGGGUACAGAAACAUAUGAUGUGACAGAGAAUAAACGGAGUUAUUGCUAAAUU
This is a messenger RNA of Danaus plexippus (monarch butterfly), 768 nucleotides long. RefSeq lists its product as uncharacterized. The transcript is spliced from 5 exons. Bases 213 to 704 code for a protein of 163 amino acids. Lineage: Eukaryota; Metazoa; Arthropoda; Insecta; Lepidoptera; Nymphalidae. The record is from RefSeq and is a predicted model, not a curated record.